AUGGCAGAUGGGGCUCAGGCCAACCCCAGAGAGUUCAGGAAGAAGGGGCUGGUUAGACACCCCUCUGGGUGGAGGGGCCCGAGCCUCAGGGCCUCUUCUCCUUUGAGAAACUCCAGGUCCUACCUGGGGAUGAAGAUGUUCAUCACCAUCGCAUCCUGGCCAGCUGUGGUGACUGAAGUCCUGCCCACGGCCCACAGCAGCCUGCUCAACCUCAGGUCCAUGGUGGAAGCCAACACAGGGAGGAACGCCAUCUUGUCCUUCGUGGGCUACGGCUGCUACUGCGGGGUGGGGGGGCGUGGCCUGCCCAUGGAUGAGGUGUACUGGUGCUGCCAUGCCCACGACUGCUGCUACCAGAAGCUCUUUGACCUGGGCUGCCACACCUAUGUGGACCAUUAUGACUACACCAUCGAGAACAGCACUAACAUUGUCUGCAGCGAGCUCAACCAGAUGGAGCGUGACCUGCAGACGUGCGAAUGUGACAAGAGCGUGGUCCUGCGCUUCCAGAAGCAGACGUACAGGGAGGAAGAGCAUGGCAGCUACCUCGACAUAGACCGCCAGAGCCCCAUGCCCAACUGCAGCAUCUACGGGCCACGCCCCCUGCCCCUCCCUAGCGCCCUCUGGGGGCUGACAGAGAGGAGGGUUGGAGGUUCCGGUCCUGGGGACCAGCCAGAUGGAGCAGCUUCCCAGUCCUUCCUCAACUCGCCUCUUGACCUCAGGGUCAGCGGCCUCCAAGUAGCCAGCGCGCCCUGCCUCGCUCCACCCUCUGCCUUCAGCCAGCGUCAACCCUGA
This is a messenger RNA of Lagenorhynchus albirostris (white-beaked dolphin), 789 nucleotides long. It is a transcript of the gene PLA2G2F, whose product is annotated as phospholipase A2 group IIF. Gene Ontology annotation, molecular function: phospholipid binding; calcium ion binding. NCBI's taxonomy places the organism in Eukaryota, Metazoa, Chordata, Mammalia, Artiodactyla, Delphinidae. Gene Ontology annotation, biological process: arachidonate secretion; phospholipid metabolic process; negative regulation of T cell proliferation. The record is from RefSeq and is a predicted model, not a curated record.